CGUGUGUAGGCAGACAGGCAGUCGGAGAGAGAGAGAGAGUGUGCAGGCAGACAGGCAGUCAGUCGGAGAGAGAGAGAGUGCAGGCAGACAGUCGGAGAGAGAGAGAGUGCAGGCAGACAGGCAGUCGGAGAGAGAGAGAGUGCAGGCAGACAGGCAGUCGGAGAGAGAGAGAGUGCAGGCAGACAGGCAGGCAGUCGGAGAGAGAGAGAGAGAGUGAGUGCAGGCAGACAGGCAGGCAGUCGGAGAGAGAGAGAGUGUAGGCAGACAGGCAGGCAGUCGGAGAGAGAGAGAGAGAGUGAGUGCAGGCAGACAGGCAGUCGGAGAGAGAGAGAGUGUAGGCAGACGGAGAGAGGGAGAGAGAGAGAGAGCAGGCAGUCGGAGAGAGAGGGAGAGAGUGAGUGUGGCAGAGUGGCGACGCGCUGAAGGCCGUUCUCGGCGUGCGGCGGUGUUUGGGUGCGGAGGAUCCGCACAGUGAGAGCGCUGCCGCUGUUUCGCCGCUGAUCAGCGCGGGGGUUUAGCUGCAUGUGGGCUCGGAGUCCGUGGAGCCGCGGGUUUAAUACCGCUGUAACCGGUUCGGGAGUCUCGCCGCCUGCACUCGCGCUUUCUAGACGGUUCUUUGCGGUGGAGAGAGAGAGAGCAACAAUACCGGGACACAUGUUGAGUUAACGGAGCCUUCCGCCUCUCUCUUUCCCCGCCUCCCUCUCUCUCUCUCUCUCUGUGGGUGAGUCGGGGUGAUUAGUGGCUGUUCUGUUCCCUCAGCGAUGGAUUUGAGUAAGAUGGCCGUGAGCAUCAACAAGGCGAUAAACACGCAGGAGGUCGCUGUCAAAGAAAAGCACGCCAGAACCUGCAUCCUGGGCACCCAUCAUGAGAAGGGCGCUCAAACUUUCUGGGCAGCCGUCAACCGCCUGCCGAUCUCCAGCAACGCCGUGCUCUGCUGGAAAUUCUGCCAUGUCUUCCACAAACUCCUCCGAGACGGCCACCCAAAUGUCAUUAAAGACUCGCUGCGGAACAAGGGAGACCUCAGCGACAUGAGCAGGAUGUGGAGCCACCUGAGUGAAGGCUAUGGGAAGCUUUGUAGCAUCUACCUCCGACUACUCAUCACCAAAAUGGAGUUUCACAUCAAAAACCCUCGUUUCCCUGGCAACCUUCAGAUGUCGAACAGACAGCUUGAAGAAGCGGGCGAAAAUGAUGUCAAUAACUUCUUCCAGUUGACUGUGGAGAUGUUUGACUACCUGGAGUGCGAGCUGAAUCUGUUUCUUGCUGUGUUCAGCUCUUUGGACAUGUCCCGGUCGGUGUCGGUGACGGCAGCGGGUCAGUGUCGCCUGGCUCCUCUGAUCCAAGUCAUUCUGGACAGCAGUCAUCUGUAUGACUACACAGUCAAACUGCUCUUCAAACUGCAUUCUUGUCUUCCAGCAGAGACGCUGCAGGGGCACAGAGAUCGUUUUCAUGAGCAGUUUAAAAAGCUGAAGAGUCUGUUCUACCGUUCCAGUAACCUGCAGUAUUUUAAAAGGCUGAUACAGAUCCCACAGCUUCCUGAAAAUCCACCAAACUUCCUGCGUGCUUCAGCUCUGUCGGAGCACAUCAGUCCGGUGGUAGUGAUCCCAGCUGAGGCUUCGUCCCCCGAGAGCGAGCACAUGGUGGAGACCGACGAACUCGUGGACACGGACGUCCCGUCCCUGCCGAGUGCAGUGGAGAGCAGGUUCGAUGACCUCUUUGGCACCUCAGCUACCACUGAUCCCUUCAACUUCAACAGUCAGAAUGGCAUGCGCAAAGAUGACAAAGACAGACUCAUCGAGCAGUUGACUGCAGAACUCCAAGCCCUGAAAGAAGAGCUGGAGUCCUUCAGACUGGAGAGUGGGCGUCUGUGUCAGGCUCUGCGGGGGCGUGUCAGCGAGCUGGAGGCGGAAUUAGCUGAGCAGAGCCACCUCAAGCAGCAGGCACUGAGUGAAAGUGAGUUCCUGAAGGCGGAGCUGGAUGACCUUCGCAGGGUGAAGGAGGACACUGAGAAGGAGCAGCGGAGCCUGACGGAGAUUGAAAGAAAGGCCCAGGCGAACGAGCAGCGCUACACUAAACUAAAGGAGAAGUACACUGAUCUGGUCCAGAACCAUGCUGACCUGCUGAGGAAGAAUGCAGAAGUGACUCGACAGAUGACGGUGGCCCGUGCCACUCAGGAUGAGGUGGAGACUGUAAAGAGGGAGAUGGAGGAACGACUGAAAGCAGCUCAGGAGGCAGUCAGCCAGCAGGAGAAAACCCAAGCAGAGCAGCUCCAAGUGCUUCAGGCUGACCUAGUUUCCAGCAGAACAGAACUAGAAACCCUCAAAGCCAGCAUGGCUUCCUCACAGAAGUUAAGUGAGGAGCUCGGUGUGCAGUUGGCUGUGCUGGAGACUGAGAAGGCUGGGCUUGUGGAGACCGUGUCUCAGAAGGACGUGGAGCUGGCAGGUCUGGGGGCCGAAUUGGAGCGAGUGCAGAGCAGCCUAGCAAGCGAGAGGGAGAGCGGCGUGAAGGCUGCUGAAGCGCUGCAGAAUCAACUCAAUGAGAAGGAGAGUCGUGAACAGGCACUGGAGAGUGAGAUCGCUUCUGUACGCUGGGCGACUCUGAGGGCAGCGCUGGAGGAGGCAGACAGGGUUCUCCAGGAUAGUCUGGCCCAGCUCGAUGAGCCUGCACACACAAGCUGCACCAGCUCCGCCGAUUACCUUAUAUCCAGGUGCCAGGCUGCUUUAGCGUGUGUGGACAGAGUCCAGUCAGCCAAGGACCGCUUCGUAUCCGAUAACGCAGACGUGUCGGAGCUGGUGCGGGCCGUGGCUCAGCUGGCCCACCUGGUGGGUGAUACUAUUGUACAGGGUAGUGCCACUGCCCACAUGGUCUCAGUGGAACAAGCUGAUGUGCUAACAUCUUGUGUGAAGAUGUGUGGAGCUGAGGCCCUGACCCUGGUAGCUGAGCUGAAGGAGCAGGACUCGCUGGCUACAGCAGACAGCAGUGGACUCCGAGCGGCUUUGGGCAGUGUGCUGGACACGGCGCAGAAGUUGCGGCCGCGGGGUUUGGAGCUGCAGCAGGGAGAGCUGGGAGAUCUGGUGGAGCAGGAGAUGGCAGCCACUUCAGCAGCUGUAGAGUCCGCUGUCUCCAGAAUAGAGGAAAUGCUGAACAAGUCCCGAGCAGUCGACUCUGGUGUCAAAAUGGAAGUGAAUGAAAGGAUUCUGGCCUCUUGCACAGAGCUCAUGCAGGCCAUUAAAGUGCUCGUACUGGCGUCUAAAGACCUGCAGCGCGACAUUGUGGAAGGUAGCAGAGGUGCAGCGACUAUAAGAGAGUUCUAUGCUAAGAACUCCCGCUGGACUGAAGGCCUCAUCUCCGCAUCCAAGGCUGUGGGCUGGGGAGCUACUGUGAUGGUUGAUGCAGCUGAUCUGGUGGUGCAAGGGAAAGGGAAAUUUGAGGAGCUGAUGGUGUGCUCGCACGAGAUCGCCGCUAGCACAGCUCAGCUUGUAGCUGCAUCAAAGGUGAAGGCAGACAAGGACAGUCCCAAACUCGCUCGUCUGCAGCAGGCGUCUAGAGGGGUCACUCAGGCGACUGCAGGCGUCGUGGCUUCAACCAAGUCUGGGCAAUCCCAGAUUGAGGAAACUGACACUAUGGAUUUCACCAGUAUGACACUUACACAGAUCAAGAGGAAAGAGAUGGACUCCCAGGUGCGUGUGUUAGAGCUGGAGACGCAGCUUCAGAAGGAGCGUGAGCGUCUCGGUGAGCUGAGGAAGAAGCACUAUGAGUUGGCUGGCGUGGCUGAAGGUUGGGGCGAGCAAGAGGAGGGAACGGGGUGAAGCGCGUAUCCAAAUGCAGUGGCCCAGACUGGGCUUGUGCCUGCUCUCUGGCACUCACUUAUUCCUCAGUGUCCCUCCCCUUUCUCUCUUCACACCUUUUAUCCUUUAAUAAUGAAUGAAAAGCCAAAUAAAAAGGUGCUUUUACUUUAACCCUGUUCCUCCUCCUCCUCCCUGUGGAGUCAGGACACUUUUACAGGAGGAGCAAAAGAGGAGACGGUGUCCCAUUAAGAGCAGGAUGAAGCCUUGAAGGCAUAAUGGCAGAGGGAAAACUGCACCGUCAUUGACCUUUUGAGUUUCAUUUCCCAUCCACUAUCAAUUCCGAGACCUCAUGUGUCACACGAGGCGAGCAGCAGUUACUGACGCUGUGCCGUGAGCUUCCAGAUGAGCCGCUUCCCAGGCGGCGGCGGCAUCAGCAGCAGCAGCGUGUGACUUCCAGAACUCAUUCGUCACUUUGUGGACACACAACCCAUCAGACAAGCUGCUGAGCCUUCUCUGAACUGUCCCCUGCCAGCCCUCGUCCCCACAGUGGCCUUGCUCUGGACUCUGAGCUGAUAGUGAGUGUACAACCCACGAGAGAGGCUUCCCUCCGCACGAACACUAACGACUGUCUGUCUGAAAACUGAACUAAACUCCGCUUCUCCCCGUCUCGCUUCUUCUGUGUACAUGUAUUUGCAGUGGUUUUUUUUUUUUUUUUUUUUUUAAACCAUGCUUCCUGAGCAGUAGAUUUUUUUCAAAAGUAGCCUGACCGGGCUUUUAACUGUUUAAAAAUAUUAUUUAAUACACCGAUCACAUUUUAGUUAAAGGGACUGAAUUAUAAUCCCAUGUUUAAUUGUGUAUCAGUGAUCUGUCAGCAAAGACAUCAACCACAACACAUUUCAUCUAACUUUGUCCAUGACUGAAGACAAAUCGACUGUUUUCAUGACCCUCUGCUGCAGGUGGAGGAUGUUUUGAUGAGUACCCGGGACACUGAGCUCUUUUCUUCUCCAUAACUUCCUCCUUGACUGACUGUUUUCCUCUGGUGCCCUUAGAUGACAUUAGUAGCGCCGCUGGUAGCCUCUGUUCACACUCUUAUCAAGUGUUAAUACCACCGGUGUGUAUGUUGACUUUGUACUUCCUUUUCCACAUACAGGACAUCAGCACACAUGAGGAGAGACAGCUGUGCCUUCUAAAAGGUCAAAGUUCACAUUCCCUAAAUAAACCUUUAAUGUCUGUAGCCUUGGAACGGUAUUAUAAAGGUUCGGUCGCCUGGUUCGGUGAUGCCUUAUGGAGAGUGUGUGUGUUGGACGAGUUGUUUUUGUUGAUUUUUAAUGCGUUUGGAACUUCCAGCACAGUUUCCUCCAACUGGUCCACAGAGAAGACAUUCAGAAAGGACAAGGACACAAAUGUCUAAAAGGGAGGCUUAUGAUGUAAAGCCGUGCAAGCCGCCAUUCCUACCCCCCACCCCCCCAACACCCCUGUUUGCUAAAGCAAUCUAGACCGGAUAGCCUUGUAGACCACCACUGUUUUACGAGCACAGCCUACAUUUGGGCCCAAAAACCACCUGUCUUCGAUCUUUACAAGUCUUCAGUUACCUCAGCUCCCUCAUAAAGCAAAGCUAGCAGACAAGCAUGGGUUCAUUUGACAUUAACAAAUGUUCACAUACGGCGCUGAGAUGUGUGCAUGUGACACGAAGCUAUUCUACUAAUACCAGGUAUGAAAUGACUGUGAGAGCGAGUUUGAUUGAGAAGGCUCAAAAUGUGUUAUGUCUUGAACAUCUUUGCCCUGUUCUUGUUGCACUGCUUUUGCUGUUUUUGUAAGUUGUAACACUGGGUAUUUAAUUGAAUCCGUUUUGUCCCCACCGCUCCGUUUCCAUGUCUCGCCUUCCGUUAUGGUUCAUGUCUUUUAUAGUCUUACCAGCCUUCCAACUGCCUCUCACUUUAGCUAGUCGGAUGAUAUACAAAUACUUGGUAACAUUUUUGGACGAUAUCUUUAUAUGAUGUACUAAACUGAGUGUUUUUAUUUCUUUUUUUCUUCAAUAAAUAUAGUAAUGUGCUUUAAAAUUAUAA
This is a messenger RNA of Neoarius graeffei (lesser salmon catfish), 5851 nucleotides long. RefSeq names its product huntingtin interacting protein 1 (gene hip1). The record is from RefSeq and is a predicted model, not a curated record. Gene Ontology annotation, cellular component: extrinsic component of postsynaptic membrane; clathrin-coated vesicle; presynapse. Gene Ontology annotation, molecular function: actin filament binding; phosphatidylinositol-3,4-bisphosphate binding; clathrin-cargo adaptor activity. Gene Ontology annotation, biological process: actin filament organization; clathrin coat assembly; endocytosis. The coding region runs from base 762 to 3806 and encodes 1014 amino acids. NCBI's taxonomy places the organism in Eukaryota, Metazoa, Chordata, Actinopteri, Siluriformes, Ariidae. The transcript has 31 exons.